Molecule: messenger RNA, 4650 nt
Organism: Danio rerio (zebrafish)
Lineage: Eukaryota; Metazoa; Chordata; Actinopteri; Cypriniformes; Danionidae
Source: RefSeq, a predicted model, not a curated record
CAGCGGCUGUAGUUGUCCGCAGAAGUGCGUUUCAGGGACUUGAAUCAUGAAGAACAGAGCGGCUCACUGGGAGUGGUGCGGACAUUGAGCAACAUGCGAAUAGGGCACGUUAUAUGCGCUCCUGCUGCUUUUAAGAAGUUAUAAUGCAGCUGCGCGUGGUGGACCCCUGCUCCUAACCUCCAUGAAGUGUUCAAGCUCAGAUAAAGUCGGUCAGGCGCAGUGGGAACGGAUAUCGGAGUACACGCAGGACGAACCCGCAGAUUAAAAGUGUGAUUGUAAUUUUUCGGAGGAGAGACAGAGAGAUGGGGAACGCGGGGAGUAUGAACCAACACACUGACCCCAGAGGACACCACAUGCCCCUCAAACUGCCCAUGCCCGAGCCAGCGGAGCUGGAGGAGAGAUUUGCGCUCGUUCUGAACUCCAUGAACUUGCCUCCAGACAAAGCAAGAUUACUACGGCAGUAUGACAACGAGAAGAAAUGGGAACUCAUUUGUGACCAGGAACGAUUUCAGGUGAAGAAUCCACCUCACACAUACAUCCACAAGUUACAGAGUUAUCUGGACCCGGCCGUGACCAGGAAGAAGUUCAGGAGGAGAGUGCAGGAGUCCACACAGGUCCUGCGGGAGCUGGAAAUCUCAUUACGGACCAAUCACAUUGGAUGGGUGCGGGAGUUUCUGAAUGAGGAGAACAAGGGUUUGGAUGUGUUGGUGGAGUAUCUUUCGUUUGCACAGUAUGCUGUCACGUAUGAUGGUGAUAGUUCUGAGAACAGCACAGAGAACUCGGUGGAUAAAUCUAAAGCCUGGAGCCGAUCGAUUGAGGAUCUCCAUGGAGGAAACCACCUCUCGUCUGGCGGCUCAGGCAGUAACAUCUCUAGAACCAACAGACAUUCAACAAUAAGGUCUAAUACGUUACCCAGCAGGAGGACAUUGAAGAACUCCAGAUUAGUAUGUAAGAAAGACGACGUUCAUGUGUGCAUCAUGUGUCUACGGGCUAUCAUGAACUACCAGUAUGGCUUCAACAUGGUCAUGUCUCACCCUCAUGCUGUGAAUGAAAUUGCACUAAGUCUGAACAAUAAGAAUCCCAGGACUAAGGCUCUGGUGUUGGAGCUGCUGGCUGCUGUGUGUUUGGUUCGAGGAGGUCAUGAGAUCAUUCUCUCUGCCUUUGAUCAUUUUAAAGAGGUGUGUUUAGAAGAACAGCGCUUCGAGAAGCUCAUGGAGUACUUCAAGAAUGAAGACAAUAACAUUGACUUCAUGGUCGCCUGCAUGCAGUUUAUAAACAUCGUGGUUCAUUCUGUGGAAGACAUGAAUUUUCGAGUGCACUUACAGUAUGACUUCACAAAACUAGGUCUGGAUGAAUAUCUGGACAAGCUGAAGCACACCGAGAGCGAUAAGCUGCAUGUGCAGAUUCAAGCAUACCUGGAUAACGUGUUUGAUGUCGGAGCUCUGUUAGAGGACGCAGAAACCAAAAACGCAGCGCUGGAGAGGGUGGAGGAACUAGAGGAGAACAUGUCUCAUCUGACAGAGAAGUUACAGGACACCGAGAAUGAGGCAAUGGCAAAAAUUGUUGAGCUGGAGAAACAACUCAUGCAAAGAAAUAAAGAGCUGGACUCUCUUCGGGACGUGUAUAAAGAUGCCAACUCUCAGGUGCACACUCUCCGGCGGAUGGUGAAGGAGAAGGACGAGGCCAUUCAGAGGCAGUGCAACCUGGAGAAGAAGAUCCAUGAGCUGGAGAAACAAGGGACCAUUAAGAUCCAGAAGAAAGGAGAUGGUGACAUAGCCAUCCUGACAUCUCCUCCACAGGGGAACGGGCAUCUUACUGGUUCAGAAAGCAUCACUGGGGUGCCUAGCGGUGGUGUGGUCAGUCACGGAGGUGUGGCUAAUGGCGUAGCACAUGGCGUGCACAUUCCUGACCCUUCACUACCCCUUCCUCCUCCUUCUUCUUCUGUUUCAGAAACAGUACUAAAUGGUCCGUCUGCAGCUCCGGCACCAGCUCCUCCACCUCCUCCUCCACCUCCCCCUCCUCCUCUUCCCGUAGAUAUAUCUGCCCCUAUGCCCCCUCCACCACCCCCCAUGGCUCCUCCGCUUCCUGGCUGUGGUUCGCCCACCGUCAUCAUGAACUCGGGAUUGGCAGAGGGACCCAUCAAACUGUACUCUGUGAAAAUCAAGAAACCCAUCAAGACGAAGUUCCGCAUGCCCGUGUUCAAUUGGGUGGCGCUGAAACCCAAUCAGAUCAAUGGCACCGUCUUCAACGAGAUCGACGAUGAAAGAAUACUGGAGGAUCUGAAUGUGGAUGAGUUUGAGGAGAUGUUCAAGACAAAAGCACAAGGUCCAGCCAUAGACAUCACCUCCAGCAAACAGAAGACCGCUCAGAAAGGACCACAUAAAAUCUCGCUGCUGGACGCCAACAGAUCGAAAAACCUGGCCAUCACCCUUAGGAAAGUGGGCAAGACAUCAGAGGAGAUCUGCAGAGGCAUUCAAUUAUUUGACUUGAGGACAUUGCCGGUGGAUUUCGUGGAGUGUUUGAUGAGAUUCAUUCCAUCGGAAGCGGAGCUGAAAGUUUUGCGGCAGUACGAAAAGGAGCGCAAGCCUCUGGAAAACCUGACAGACGAGGAUCGCUUCAUGAUCCAGUUCAGCAAGAUAGAGCGCCUCAUGCAGAAGAUGACCAUUAUGGCAUUUGUGGGGAACUUUACAGAGAGCAUUCAGAUGCUCACGCCGCAACUUCAUGCCGUCAUUGCAGCCUCUGUCUCUAUCAAGUCCUCACAAAAACUCAAGAAGAUUCUGGAAAUCAUCUUAGCUCUGGGGAACUACAUGAACAGCAGUAAAAGAGGAGCAGUGUAUGGUUUCAAGCUGCAGAGCUUAGAUCUGUUAUUAGACACUAAAUCAACAGACCGCAAGAUCACUCUUCUGCACUACAUAGCAAAUGUAGUGAAGGACAAAUACCAGCAGGUGUCGCUCUUCUAUAACGAGCUUAACUAUGUGGAAAAAGCGGCAGCUGUCUCUCUGGAGAAUGUUUUAUUAGAUGUGAAGGAGCUUCAGCGAGGGAUGGAUCUGACCAGGAAAGAGUACAGCAUGCAUGGCCACAACACUCUGCUCAAAGACUUCAUACAGCAAAACGAGAACAAACUCAAGAAACUGCAGGAUGAUGCCAAGAUCGCUCAGGAUGCCUUUGAUGAGGUGGUGAAAUUCUUCGGAGAAAACGCGAAAACGACGCCACCAUCUGUAUUUUUCCCAGUGUUUGUGCGCUUUGUGAAGGCGUACAGGCAAGCAGAGGAGGAUAAUGAACAGAAGAAGAGACACGAGCAGAUGAUGAUGGAAAAGCUGAUUGAGCAGGAGGCGAUGGAGCAGGAGGAUCAGAAGUCUCCCUCUCAUAAGAAUAAGCGUCAGCAGCAGGAGUUGAUUGCAGAGCUGAGGAAAAAGCAGGUGAAGGACAGCAGACACGUGUAUGAGGGUAAAGACGGAGCCAUUGAGGACAUCAUCACAGUGCUGAAGACUGUCCCAUUUACUGCGCGCACGGCCAAACGCAGCUCGCGUUACUUCAACGAGGAGCUCCACUUCUAAAGCUUAGACUCUCUCUCUUUUAAAGAUCUGAGAAACCAACCUUACAGGCGCGCUGAUGCCGUCAGGAGGAGUGUCCGGAGACGCUUUGAUGAUCCCAAUUUGCGGCCUGUCAACAACGCAGAGAUGGUCAUGUGACGAGGGCGGAGUGAAUGUAGUGAAUGGAAUGGAGGAGUUGACAGCUCCAGAACAACGUAAUGAAGGACUGAAGAUGACAGCAGGUCUGAAAGUCAAGUGCCUACACUUAACAUCUGUCCAAUCAGGUGUUGAAUCAAACGUGUAACUGUCUUCUGUUUGUAAUUUUUGUUUGUUUUAUACGAAAAGUGUCUUGAUCUGUCUUAUAUCUUAAAUCGUAGAUGGCGAGAUCAGUGUUUCUCUUGAGAAGGUGUCAGAAUGUUAAACUAUUCCAACACUUGCAUCAUAAACCUGUACAAAAGCUGAAACAUUUCAGUGCUUUCGCCACAUCUGAUCAAUCUGGAUGAGCGACUUUUUAAAGUCGACCUGAAAUGGAAGUUAAGAUUGUCUUGCAUCCACUUGAAACAGUCCUGAAACGAGAAAAGAGUAGGCCGGUGCAUGAUUGGAUUCAUUGGUUUGUUGAAAGAAUCAAUGAGUUCAGAAAUACUCAUAGCCCCACUUUAAAGGAAUUCCAUGUGACCAGGAAGUGCAGAUCAGUCGUUUUGAGGGGAUGGGAAGGUUAUAGUACUUGAUUAAAGAACAAGAACUACUUACUGUAUACAGUGUUGGGGAGUAACUGAAUACAUGUACCGGCGGUACGUAUUUAGAAUACUAUUCAUGAGUAACUUUAUUCCGUUACAGUUACUAUUUUUAAACAGGGUAUUUAGAAUACAGUUACUUUCCUAAUACCAUUGGAAUACUUCGGCCCAUGCAUGUCUGGCCCAUGAUAUUACUAAAUUACCGCCGAAACCAUAGAAACAGAAGCUACACUCCCGACUGCAAGUACCAGUGUUAACUCAGUGAGACUCACGCAAAUGACCCUGUUCUCAUGCUCUUACCUCCAUUUUCUCACGCAGCAAAAGGGACGAUCAGAAACACCGGACAACAACCAUGUUUUUUAAAUAAACUGCUUUUUUUGCCA